AUGGAUACCGAAGAGUUUCGUGUGAGAGGCAAAGAGAUGGUGGACUACAUCUGCACAUAUAUGAAUACUCUUCGCACGAGGCGCGUGACUCCUUCCGUGGAACCAGGUUACCUGCGCGCCGCCUUGCCAGCUGAGGCACCCCAACAUCCUGAGUCAUGGGACGAUGUUAUGAGCGAUGUGGAAAAUAAGAUAAUGCCAGGUGUAACGCAUUGGCAGCAUCCAAGAUUUCACGCUUAUUUCCCUUCAGGCAAUGGAUACCCUUCGAUAUUGGGUGAUAUGUUAUCAGCGGGGAUUGGAUGCAUUGGCUUCUCUUGGGCUGCUAGUCCUGCAUGCACGGAGUUGGAAAUUAUUAUGCUAGAUUGGAUGGGUAAAGCGAUUGGGCUUCCCCCGGCGUUCUUAGCCCUAGAAGAAGGUAGCAAGGGAGGUGGUGUGAUAGAGGGUUCAGCCAGCGAAAGUGUUCUCGUGUCGAUGCUAGCCGCCCGCGCCGCAUCUAUCAAACGGCUGAAGCAUCAAUUCCCGACGGUCGACGAGGGCCUUCUGCUGUCCAAGCUAAUAGCCUAUUGUUCUAAAGAGGCCCAUUCAUGUGUCGAAAAGGCAGCUAUGAUUUGCUUUGUAAAACUGCGGAUUCUACAACCCGACGAUCACGGUUGUUUGAGAGGCGACAUUUUGAAGGAGUCCAUGCAAGAGGACGAAGAAGCUGGCCUAGUUCCGUUCUUCGUCAGCACGACACUGGGAACAACAUCAUGCUGCUCGUUCGACAAUCUCCCCGAAAUUGGUCCUGUGGUUCGAAAAUUUCCAUGCGUCUGGUUGCACAUCGACGCCGCAUAUGCAGGCAGUUCUUUUAUCUGUCCUGAACAUAAAUACAAUUUGGCUGGUGUAGAAUAUGCAGAUUCGUUUAACACCAAUCCGAACAAAUUCAUGCUGACCAGUUUCGAUUGCUCAUUGCUUUGGGUGACGAACAGAUAUCUGCUCACAUCAGCUUUGGUCGUAGACCCUCUGUAUCUACAGCACUGCUAUGACCACACAGCCAUUGACUAUCGCCAUUGGGGUGUUCCCCUGAGCAGGAGAUUUAGAUCUCUCAAGCUAUGGUUCAUGCUGAGAAGCUACGGGAUCAGUGGCCUACAGAAAUAUGUGAGGCGUCACUGCGAACUCGCUAAGUACUUCGAAAACCUCGUGAAGAAAGACGAGAGGUUUGAAGUCUGCAACAAUGUUAAGUUGGGUCUAGUGUGCUUUCGGCUUGUUGGAGGACCAGAUGAGACUCCCGAACAAGAAGAUGAAUUGAACAAAAAGCUGUUAACCAACAUUAAUGCUUCUGGUAAAAUUCACAUGGUACCAGCAUCCGUUCAAGAUAAGUUCGUUAUUCGAUUUUGUGUUGUGCACCAACAUGCUACACGUGAAGAUGUAGAGAUCGCUUGGGAUAUAAUAUCAGACUUCGCUACUGAAUUAUUAGAAGGACCAGAUAAAGAAAGGGACUUGAAUGAAGAAAGAGCGCGUCGCAAUCGUGCCGCCUUGGCUCACAAGCGUUCAUUCUUCGUCCGUAUGGUCAGUGACCCGAAGAUAUAUAACCCAGCGAUCAACAAGACGCCACCCCCAGUUCCCACAAGCCCGUGUACACCACCGCCUAUGGCUCCGACAACACCAGAUACCCCAUCCGACGCCGGUUCCGUGCAGCUUGUACCUUCGACUCCAAAACAAGCGUCGUGGAUAAGCUGGCCCCUUGCACUCUUUUUCCAAAGCGUCGAUCAUGACGCCAAUGAUUUGCCGCUCAGAUUUCGCCAUUUAGAUACAAUGGUUCGUCUGAAGAGCCCUAACCACGGUCGACGCGGGUCUUCCCCCUGCGCUUCGCCCGAGCGUCGCGCACAAUCACCACAUUGA
Molecule: messenger RNA, 1875 nt
Organism: Leptosia nina
Lineage: Eukaryota; Metazoa; Arthropoda; Insecta; Lepidoptera; Pieridae
Source: the annotation of a GenBank genome assembly